AUGAGACGCUUCACUCGGGACGAUAACCCUCGGCCGCGCAAACGUCAUGCACCGUCCGUCCAAGGUCUAGGCGUUCUUGACAACAUCGGGAUCCCCAAAGCUUCUGCCAGCACGAUCCUCACGCCUGUGCUCGAUAAAUCAGUCCAGCCAUUUACGUUCGUCUGUGAUCCACGUCGGCUGUCCACGAGCCGCCUACACACUACGGCUUUGAGCAGUCGUCCAGAACAGUCGACAUUUUCAAGCGGAGUCUUGACCGAACUUGGCGCCGACAAGCUCGCAGAGGCUUUCAAAACACCAUUCCAUGGUGUAUCUCUGGACAAUGUCGAAAUAAAAGGUCUGUCAAGCGUCUACCUGGCGCAUCCUGCUACUGAAUGCUACCUAGCAUCUCUUAUAACAGCGGAUGCCGAUUCCACCCCACGUGUCGCUGAUGGGGAUCCUCAAGCUGAAGAGGCAGGCGCCAAUCCGACGAUAGAGAACGCGGAGGAGCCAUCCAUAGCGAAGCGCAUACGGAAUCUCUGGACCGUACACUUAUUCUUAUCAUCCGAGUCUGGCAUUGACGCUAAUGCACUAUAG
Molecule: messenger RNA, 573 nt
Organism: Peniophora sp. CBMAI 1063
Lineage: Eukaryota; Fungi; Basidiomycota; Agaricomycetes; Russulales; Peniophoraceae
Source: the annotation of a GenBank genome assembly